Messenger RNA from Stomoxys calcitrans (stable fly), 1251 nucleotides. RefSeq lists its product as uncharacterized. The record is from RefSeq and is a predicted model, not a curated record. Gene Ontology annotation, biological process: regulation of transcription by RNA polymerase II. Gene Ontology annotation, cellular component: nucleus; transcription regulator complex. Bases 1 to 1191 code for a protein of 396 amino acids. The transcript is spliced from 2 exons. NCBI's taxonomy places the organism in Eukaryota, Metazoa, Arthropoda, Insecta, Diptera, Muscidae. Gene Ontology annotation, molecular function: DNA binding.
AUGGCGAAAACAGUGGACGUGUAUGGCCUGAUUGAAGAGAUCCGCUUAAGGCCGGUUCUGUGGGACCUUAAACAUGAGCAAAACAGUAAUCGAGCGGUUGUGCAGAACUGUUGGGAGAAUAUAGCAAAGAUUCUUAAGGCAGAUGUUCGCAUUUGCAAGGGUAGAUGGAGAACCCUGCGCGAUACCCAUAGUGCUCUGCAACGCAGAGGAGUUUUUAACAUGAAGCGACGAUGGCGUUAUUUGGAUGCUUUGUAUUUUCUUAAUGGACAAGAGCGAAAGCGAAAAAGACGCAAAGGCGAAAAUAAUGCAGAUGAUCUAUUGGCAAGUGGAGACUCAUGGGAAGGCAAUACAACGACUUAUAAUGGCAAUGAAGCAGCAAAGAGAAAAGUUGAAAUUGGCGAUAAAAAUUCUCUGAAUUCCAUUCUGAAUGGGUCUGAUAUAGUGGAGCAUAAAAACUUGAAUGAGGAUUAUAAUAAAUUUUACACCAUAUUUUGUGAUGAAGAAGAGCAGAGAAGGGAGAUGGACCUUAUGGAUGGUCUGAUCCACAACGAUGACAAUGCAUUUGAUGAUCUUUUGGAUAUAUCUGAGGACUCGGAAGAUAUGUUGCCAACAAGCCAUAAUAUUUGGGAUAGAAGUGGAGUAGAAAUAGUAAAGCCUAUUGAUAAGGACACAAACAACUAUGCCCAGCCGCCUCAUAAGGAAUGUCCAAAAGCCAGCAGUGAUGUAAACAUAAAAAGAACUUUUGCGGAUGAUGAUAGCAUAAAUCAAAGCUCCCACAGCAUAUCGAUACUUCGAAAACCAAAGAAUGUUUAUAACUCAUCUGCAUCUAGAACGCAGCUGCCUACAAAACAUGUACACUUUCCCGAAAAUCUUGGCCAAGCAAGAGUUAGUUCUAAAAAACCCACUCAAGUUCAUGCCAAUAAUUUUUCAGUGCCUGUUUCGGAUGAUCCGGAUUACAAUUUCCUUAUGAGCUUUCUACCCUAUAUGAAGGCAAUGAAUCAUUUACAAAUUCUUAAAUUUCGCUCAGGAAUGUGCGAACAGAUGUUGACAAUUCUAAACCCCCACACAAAUGGAAGACAAUCUACGGGGUCAUUACAAAGAAAUCCCACUGUUGCCGUAAUGCCAAAUUACUUGACGGGAAGUAGUGCCAAUAAUGUUGCAAUUAAUGCGGUUACCUCCACUACCUCAUAGACCAUACAUUUAGAAAUAAGUCAUUUGAGAUAUUCUUUAAGUUUGUUUAAAAUAAAUGUU